Molecule: messenger RNA, 5930 nt
Organism: Pomacea canaliculata
Lineage: Eukaryota; Metazoa; Mollusca; Gastropoda; Architaenioglossa; Ampullariidae
Product: single-stranded DNA-binding protein 2-like
Exons: 19
Coding region: 71-1498 (475 amino acids)
Biological process (GO): positive regulation of transcription by RNA polymerase II
Cellular component (GO): nucleus
Molecular function (GO): single-stranded DNA binding; protein binding
Source: RefSeq, a predicted model, not a curated record
UGUUGGCAAGGCAACGGGGUCAGUGUCGUCCUUGAUGGCUUGACAGGUGCGUGACAGUUCAGCUCUCAGCAUGUAUGCCAAAGGGAAAGGAUCUACUGUACCCUCAGAUGCUCAAGCAAGGGAAAAGUUAGCUUUAUAUGUGUACGAGUAUUUAUUACAUGUCGGAGCACAGAAGUCAGCACAGACUUUUCUCUCAGAGAUAAGAUGGGAGAAAAAUAUCACAUUAGGAGAGCCACCUGGGUUCCUUCAUUCUUGGUGGUGUGUGUUUUGGGAUUUAUACUGUGCGGCACCUGAGAGGAGAGAUACCUGUGAUCACAGUAGCGAAGCCAAGGCUUUUCAUGAUUAUGGUUUUGUAAAUUCAGGGUACAGUGUAAAUGGAAUAGCUCCAAACGCGGCUGCUCCAAGUCCAUUAGGUCAGAUGCCACCACAAGAUGGCAUGCCUGGUGGCCCAAUGCCUCCCAACUUCUUCCCUCCUCCUGCCUCACAGCCAUCCCCUCACCCUCCGCCUCACAACCCCAUGAUGGGGCCGGGGCCUGGGCCGAAUCAAAGCACCUGUGAAUGGCAUUCAGCUAAUAGCAGCACAUUUGGAAAUCAGCCAUUUAUGUCUCCAAGGUAUCCAGGAGGCCCUCGUGUUCCUGUCAGAAUACCCAACGAUUUUAAUGGACCACCUGGGUCGGCAGCAGGUCAGAUACCAAUGCCCAACAGUAUGGAACCAAGACCAGGUCACCCUGGCAUGGGUCCCAUGCAGCGCAUGAGCCACCCAGGAAAUCGCAUGCCAGGCCCCAUGAGUCCAUACGACUCGUUACAGAAUUAUGGUAUGAGAGGACCGCCACCAAAUACUAACAUGGGGCCAGGACCUGGAGGCAUGCCACCAAUGUCCAUGCCAGGAGGGCCUGGGGGGCCUGGACAGGGCAGCAGACCAUGGCCACCCACAUCAUCAUCUAUGUCGAGUUAUUCAUCAGCGUCACCUGGAAGUUAUAAUGAUUUUGUAUCCCAAGGGGGUCCACCAGUAACUGGAGGACCACCUGGUACACCCAUCAUGCCUAGUCCCCAAGACCCACUCUCCCAAGCUCAGCCUGGUAUGGUAUGGCCUAGUCACCACCGCCAGGACUUGUCUCGACCAAACUCAGCAGGAUCAGGGGAGGCAAUGUACAUGAUGAAACCAGGUCCCGGUGGGCCUCCUGGUAUGCCAGGGAUGCCUGCAUUCCCUAUGGGAGGACCUGAUGGACCCAUGUCUAUGGGACCUGGAGACAUGCCACCUGUAAUGAAUGGUGACAUGGAUGUGAUGAAGAAUUCUCCAGCUAAUGGACGUGGAACACCAAGAGAUGAUCUGCCCCCUGUAAGCGGGGCUGGUGACAUGGGCGCCUACUCCAUGGGACCCUAUCAAGAUGGUGACCAUACUGAAUCCGCAGCUAUCCUAAAGAUAAAAGAAUCUAUGCAGGAGGAGGCAAAACGGUUUGAAAAAGACGCCGACCAUCCCGAGUAUUUCAUGCAAUAACUGUGGAAUUUUGUACUAAAUUAUUGACUCGUAUGGUUUUUCUCACUGACUGUUUGACACUUUUGGAACAUGAAAUGUUGGUGCUACACAUGCUCUCAGAGGCAGCAGGCACACCGGAGGGGGCUAGGGCUGAGGAGCGAUGGUGCCUUGUUUUUCGCUCUCCAUAGUUUUUGCUUCCCAAUUUCGGUUUUUGCUCUUGUAGUGAUAAACGCAUGUCUUAAAUCGCUGUACAAGGAUUUUUUUUUUUAAAAAAAAGACCAACAGUUUGCUCACCCACGUGGCUUUGUCUAUGGGGACUUUUCCGGUCUCAUUUUUUUGUCUUAGUGGUCCUUUUGCAUCUUCAGCUUUCCCUCCUCCACCCUCCCCCAACCUACACCCUACCACCAUCUCUUUUUUUUUUUUAAGGCACAAGGUUGAUUUCAUUUGCCUGCUUCCCACCCCCUUCCCCCUAUUUCUUGUUUCUGCAACGUAUCCCCUUUAUAAGUAAAACAAAACUAAAAAAAAAAACAGCCACGUGGGUUACUAAAGUAGAAAGGUGUCAGUGCUGCAGCCCCAUUGCCUCCAAAACUUUGUGGUUUUUGUAGUUUGGCUUGUGUGCUGUCAAAACUUUCUCUGCUUCUGCCCCUGGCCUGUGCACUUGGCCCAUGCCCCAGCCCAUCACAAUCUGUUGCUGUCUCUGAGAUCAAACAACACAGAAACAUCAUCAUCAGGAUUGUUUGAAGAGUCAUGAAACAGAAAUAGUCUUCAAGCCAUAUGCUGCCGGCCUUCUCUUCCCUAGACCUUGCAUAUCUAACUGUAAUAAGACGAACCAGUUUGUCAAGCUAAUCGCUGUUCCGCUUUAUUAACAAUUAACGAAUGUAGCUAUUCUGCCCAGAACUGAGUUUUAAAAAACACAGAUGCAUGUUUGCUGUACACUAUUUUGUGUUCGCAUCCAAAAAAAGAAUCGUGUGAUAUUCAGUCGUUUCUUGGGCAGUUUAUACCCCUUCCUAAACACAAAUAUGUUGAUGUUUUCCCUAUAAUGUUGCCAGGAAAAAAUGAAUAUGUAGUAGGUAAGUUUGAACUACUACCUAAUAGAAUGGCGCUUCAAUUUUAUAAGCGGAAGCAAUGGCUUAAAGACUUACGCUGACUCCUUAUCCCAAUUUGUGUGUCAGUAACUUUAUACUUGGCCUCCCCAGGCAGUUGAGAAGUAUUAAUCACUUGGUGGGAUAACUUUUACUCUAGCUACAUGUUCCUUACUGCUAGUCAGCCAUUUCGUGCAAAAAUAAUGAUCAUUAAUUUCAGCUGAGAUUGCGGCAUUUGUAAUAAGGAUGAAUAGCAUGGAAAGUGCACACACAUAUAUAUCUAUAUAUAUUUAUACAAAAUUCUGUCAUGAGUUACAGACUAAAGGUGGAGUUUUUGUAAAUUUUAGCUACAAAUUAAGGGAGAGGUUUCAGUGCUGGUAUACACAAGCCUUUGGAGUUGCUCGCUCUUUGCUCAGUGCCAGCAUUAUCUGCCUCCUUCCUUCCAUGGGCUAUUUAUUGCUAAGUUGUUAUUCUCUCAGCAUCAUACACUCCUUGUUGGUACAGCUGUAUACAAGUCUUGUUCAUUAAUCACCAUUUUCUUUUUUGACCCUUAACAUAGUAAACGGUCUUUUUGUGUGUGGAGUUGUUCUGGUUGGGGGGAGGGGGGCAAAUAGAUUGGAAAGGCCUGCCAUAUGUUGGUUUUUUUUAUUUCAAAUAGCCAAGAAAUCAGUUGCUUUCGUGUGUCUUGUACAGUGGGCUUGUCCAUGUCCAGGCUUUCUGUCUACCCUUAUCCAUUUUUCUUUUGACCUUACAUUUUUGUUCCCAUGUGAAACUUGUGGCCAUUUAGUGCAAAGUGAUCAUGACAGUUCUCAUGUGUGCUUGUGAUUUUUUUUUUUUUUUUAAAUGUAGUUUCCUCCUUUGAAUCAAGUUGAAAAUAUUGCAGCACUUGAGAAGGGAUUCUUCACUGCAGUCCCACAUGCACUUUUCAGAUGUGUGUGUGGAUGCGCUAAGCACUGAACAGUUGCUGCCAGGCAGUGUAGUAGUGAGGAGUCUCGAAUUUGCAUUCACACCCUUGAGCCCGCUGCAUUUUCCAUCCUUUGCUGUUGAUAACAGAGGGCUCCAGGCAGCUUUGGCUCUCUUGCCUUACUUAUCCAUCUUCAUGUUGCUGUACAUUUAAAUCUAGUCCACAUCAAGAAGUCUUCGUGAUAUGCCACAAAUGAGAGAGUGCAAAUUAGGGGUGUUUGAUAUUAAGGGUAUCUUCUGUUGUCGUUUUACAGAGCUGUAUGCCUUUACUACCGCAGUAACAGGAAAAAAAUGGUGACCAAUGUAAUUUAUUUCCCCAUGGCAGUACCUCUACUGUGUUUCGAAACAGUGGAUUUCCCCACCCCUUGUCAAAACUGCUUUUUUUUCUUAGGCUGAUGGGAUGUUUAAAAAAAUAGUUUAGGGUGAUGGGUGGGAAUAUUGUUCAGAUUUGUAUUUUCUUCCACCACAUGAAUCAAGGUGACUAACAAGCUUUGGCUAUGUGGUACAUUUCUUGUGACAUGAUCAUCUAGUGGGAAGCAUGUCGUUUCACCAUGGUAUGCAUCUUUGAGUCAUUUAUGUGUAUGAGAAUAUUUUUUAUUGUUUUGUUUCUGAUGCCCUGUGUUCUCUGAAGCUACAUCACUGGACUGUAUGGACUAAUUGCUCACAUUCAUGUAAAUAUUUAUAUAUAUGGUGCAAAAAUCAAAUUCACAUCAUGAGCCAUCUCAUCCAUCAUUUUUUGUUGUAUAUUGGGAACUAUUUUUUAAGAAAGAUCUUACUUGAAGUCUUAGGGAAAGCUUAGGUUUCAUACAAGUGAGGAUGGGGUGCGCAAGUCAGGAUGUUCUCUUUCAGCUGUUAUCUUGUGUUGCAUCUACCUGCAUUUCAGUAAUGAAACGAGCAUGUGAGGAGGAGGGAUUGGGGGGACAUGCCCUUGAUAUUUUAGUAUUGUGGAUUGAGAGAUUACCUGACAGUCUAGUUGUAACAUAUCCAUUUUUAUACACAUGUACUAAGAUGUACAACAAUCUGCUGUAUUAUCUGCAGUCUUGAAAUAACCUUCAUAAGCAUUGUUUUAGGCGACCAUAUUUUAGUGCAGGGCUUCAUUUGAAAUUUCAGUGGCUGCAGUACGAGAGGUAGAGGUCAGGAAGAGGUGGUUGUGGGCCUGUCAGUGACACUGUUGGAAUGAAGUAGCCUGGCUAUACAUGCAGACACUAGCCUCCGCCUGUGGCCAGGAAACCUGUCAUAGUGACCCUGCUUAAAAAUGUUAUUGGCAGGUCUGUGAAUUUUUUUUCAAUGAUUUACUUUUUUUUUUUUUUUCAAUUUGCCAACGUGCCCACAACUUUCUACAAGGAAGGUUGAGUUUUUUCCUUUAAUCCUUGUGAGCCCUUCACCAUCUUAUCUGUGCACGGCUUGGGGUUGCUCAUUUGGAAUGACAGGUUAGAGGGGUUUGUCUGCUGGUGUAUAUAAUGUGUGAAUGCUGUACAGAAGACCAAGGUGGUGGAGUUUGUGAAUGUAUAUGUGUUUGAUUUACAGGCAGGUAGCAUGGAUUGGUGAAAAAAAUAGGGAUCUUUGGUUUUUAGUAUGAUGAGACAAUUUUUAAGAGUAUCUUGUGCAUUGCAAGUAAGCUCAUAUGGCUUCUCUCCAAAUACCCAUUCAUAUCAUUUGCUCACUUUGCCAAACUUGCCAUACACUGAAAAUUUUCCAUGAUUUUUUACCAUGGGAACUUGGGUUUUGACUAUGAGAGAAAGAAAAGAGAGGAAUGAAUGGGGGAAUGGCUGCACAGAAUAGAGUGAACUGGAACUACCUCGCAAAUACAGUGACAGUAAAACAGGAAACUAUUACAAGCUAGGGGAUGCACUUCCAAAGGCUGAAUAUUGCGUUUUCAGUACUGUGCACAGUAUGAUGGUGAAGGGACAUUUUAAUUGUGGUAGAGCAUGGCAAGCUACUUGGUUGACUGAUGAAGAAAUGGAAGAGUGUGUGAUGUCCAUUCCAGUCAGUAUUUGUUUGACUCUGUGGCGCAGUGACAGUGGGUUUACAGAGAGAGUGUGAUGGAAUGGACACAUGGGAAGGGGGAAGAAGGCAAUAUCAGUAGUGGAGGUUGAUGUUCUGGUUGUAUUUAUAUAUAAAUGGUGACAUUCUGUUUUUAAUUUCAAAUUCUUUUUUUUUUCUUUUUUUUUUUUUUGUUGUACAUGUUUAAUGUUCCUCUCUUUUUACACCCCCAUCCCCAAAGAAAUCAUCUACAUGCACAUCGUCUCCACCUCAUGACUAAGUUAUUGUGCUCGGAUCAUUGUAUAGACGUACUAGCUCACUUGCCGGCUAGAGCCAUAAGAUUUUGCUGUCAGGUCCUCGUAUCAUACAUACAUCAAUCCAUGUAGACUUCAGAGGGCUCAAAUAAAAUAAAUUAACCUGUGAAA